Sordaria macrospora k-hell is the source of this 513-nucleotide messenger RNA. RefSeq lists its product as uncharacterized. The record is from RefSeq and is a predicted model, not a curated record. Lineage: Eukaryota; Fungi; Ascomycota; Sordariomycetes; Sordariales; Sordariaceae.
AUGUCUUGCUUCGACUACAACUCCUCUUCCGCUUCCGAAUCGGAUACCUCUUCAACCGGGCUCUCAAACGAAGAUUUCCGCUACCCGCACAUCGGCACCGGUACGGCACAAACUCACAGCAAGACACGUGCAAGCAAGAAGAGAACCUGGUCCGAAACAGAAACAGACGACGAAAGCGACCUCCCCGGCGUCCCGGACUACCGGGUGAGCAACUCCUACAGUCGCUUCUCUUACGAUUCGGAUGCGGAUUCUUUGAAUUCGGACGAGUCCGAGGGCAACCGGGAAACCAAACGAAGAAGGGCCAGCGACGGUCAAUUAGUAGGCCCACUUGCUGGAAGCGUCAGAGACAUGGACUUCGUGAAGCGUCCUACGUCAGCAUCAGCGCCGAAGCCAACCACCGCAAUAAGAAACAUACUUGUUGGAAACCCUACAAGCGCCAACACCCGCGCUUCCCAGAACCACUUGGCUUGGGGUUACGAAUACCUGGGCUUUUCCCAGCUCGUAGGACGAUAA